This is a messenger RNA of Colletotrichum godetiae, 259 nucleotides long. RefSeq lists its product as uncharacterized. The record is from RefSeq and is a predicted model, not a curated record. Lineage: Eukaryota; Fungi; Ascomycota; Sordariomycetes; Glomerellales; Glomerellaceae. The annotation marks the transcript as partial. The transcript is spliced from 2 exons.
AUGAGAGCAAAUCAACUCCUUCUGGCCUUGGCCUACACUGGCGCUAUCGCUACCCCCCUUCCACAGGACACUGGUUCUGCAGACUGCAAGGCCGAGCCUCUCAACCAAGACACAUGGAAGAAGCUCGACAUCGAGAACUUCCUUGCUGAUUGGACGACCUUCAACGUCAGCAAGGUUCAAAGUAACGCUGUCCAAAACUUUGCUAAUUCUUUCGGUGCACCCAACUUCUUCUGCGGUCUCGACAGCUUCUGCAAUGCCG